Penaeus chinensis is the source of this 2750-nucleotide messenger RNA. Its product is annotated as interference hedgehog-like. The record is from RefSeq and is a predicted model, not a curated record. Gene Ontology annotation, cellular component: axon; plasma membrane. Bases 49 to 1977 code for a protein of 642 amino acids. Lineage: Eukaryota; Metazoa; Arthropoda; Malacostraca; Decapoda; Penaeidae. The transcript has 11 exons. Gene Ontology annotation, biological process: cell-cell adhesion; axon guidance. Gene Ontology annotation, molecular function: protein binding.
UAGCACUUUGCUUUAACCACUAUCAACCUUCCAGGGACGUCCCUCAGAAUGACCUGCCUAGCAACGGGCAACCCCCAACCCAAAAUAUGGUGGACGAAGUAUGGAGGGACUCUGCCGGCCAGGAGCACUCAGGAGGAGGAUGGUUCGCUCCGGAUCGAGUCCUUGGAGGUGCAGGAUGAGGGCACGUACCUCUGCCAUGCCGCUAAUGGCGUGGAUUCGGAGAUUAUGCUAGACGUGCCGUUGGAAGUACUGGAACCGCCUGAAAUAGUAGAAGCUCCUGAGCCCCAGAAUGUUGAGGAAGGGAAGGAAGUGGACCUCAAGUGCCGAGCCACAGGCCAUCCUGAGCCCAAGAUCAUGUGGGUGUUCAAUGGAGGUCUUGUGAGAAAUGAUGGGAACCUCUUGAUAACUGAUCAGGGACUGACCAUCAGAGCAGUUGAGAAGAAACAUGCAGGCAUAUUCCAGUGUUUUGCUCACAAUCCUGAAGGCACUGUUCAGGCUGUAGCCAUGAUUAGUGUUGUACCGAAAACUGUGAAAGCAGGGCCACAUUCCAGUAUAUCUAACACUGAUUACACACCUGGUGAGCCUUCCAGGGAUCGAUACAAUGGCAGCAGACGCAGAGUUACUGGCAAUGGCAAUGGCAGUAGUGGGGAAAAGGGUAACAGAGGAAGAGACAGAAAUGGAAAGAGGAGAGGCCAAGGGAGAAAUGAGAGCGAUGGCCUUUCAGGAGGAAAUGGGAAGAAUGGAGAGACAACAGUAGAGCCAGCAACAACGAACGAUGGCGUGUGGAGGAAAAAAGGAAAGAAAGGUUUGAUGGUUCCUCCCUCAAGACCCAAUAUGACGAAAGUUUCAGAUGAAUCAGUCAUGGUCACGUGGGAUGUUCACAACACAACUGGCUUACCCAUUUUGUUUUAUAAGGUUCAGUAUAAGGAAGUUGGUAAUAGAGGGAACAGAGGCAGUAGAUGGAUGACAGUGGAUGAGGACAUUCUGCCACAUAUUAAUAGCUAUGAAGUAACAGGGCUUCAUACAGGUCGUGUUUAUAAAUUCCGAAUUGCUGCCGUCUAUGCCAACAAUGACAAUAAACUUGGGAAGAACUCCAAGAGGUUUUUGUUGAAGGAAGACCUGACAAUGCAGAGGCCUGUUUACCCUCCAAAGAUCGUCCGCCUCUUGCCUCUGAGUCCCACAAUGGUUCGGCUGGAGUGGGAGUAUGAACCAUCGCCAGGAGUGCCUGUGGAAGGGUUCUUCAUCAAUUACAGAGAAGCAACAACAGCUGGAGAGUACACAAAGGUCACAGUGUUAAAUCCAAGAAGAACCUAUGAGAUCUCUCACCUGAAGCCCAAUGUGUCAUAUGAUUUCAAGAUACAGUGUUUCAACAUUGCUGGAACUUCAGAUUUUUCUCCUAUAUAUAAAAAAUCUGUUGCAGGCUCCAAAACAUCUACAAUGCGUCCUGCUGUUACCGUUAACGAUGUGGUCCCAGUGAUGAAGAACGAUGACAUGAGCCUCUCCAACAUCCAUCUGUACAUAAUCCUGGGUGCUGUUCUGGCUCUGCUGCUUCUGAUUGUGAUUGUCUCUUCAUCGAUUUAUGCCUGUAGGAAUAGGAAUUCUCAAGAUGACAGCCGUACAUCAAAAUACGAGGACACUUCUCUCCACAUACACAGGGAAACAACUACUUAUUCUUUACCUCAGAGUAACCGCAACAAUGGCCAAGGUCCCAAUGGAUAUUUAUCACAUCAAGGUUCUCCUCUGCGGCAACAAAACAGGGAUGAAAAGGUCCCAGUUGAAAGCUCCCUCGUCGAAAAUAACAACCACAACAUUCAAAUGCUGAGAAACUGGCCGUCAACACCAGGCAGCCAGAUUCGCUCAUAUUCCACCAGUGGUGAGGGUGAUGCUGGUGCUAUUGAGAUGAGAAAUUCCUCAUUACCCAGAAGCACGAGUGAGGGACCGGUUGUGGCCAGUGGUGUAGACACAACUCUGAGAUGAUUUCCCUAAGGUCCUCAAAAUCCCAUAUACUCUCUAAUAAUUUUUUUUUUUGUGUUUGUAUAUACUGUAUAGAAUGUGCAUGGCUGAAGUGAUAAUGGAAAGUAGCCAUGAAAGUGACAUGGAUUUUUUUCUUCUAUUUUAAAACUCAGUUGAAUGUGUUAUAUAUGUUGAAUGUAUGAGUUUAUGUGUGUUGUAGUGUGUCUGAUUAUGUUUGUUCAUUUUUGUAGAAAAUGACAGUAAUAAGAAGUCAAUUUGGUAUACGCCUUGGUGGCAAUAAUUGUGAUACUAUUUUUAAGUUUAGGUUUAGUAUUCUUUCACACUCAUUAUGUUAGUAACUGCUUAUCUGUAACUUUGGAUCUGUCUGUCUGCAUAUGUGUAUGUCAGUCUUUAAUCACUUAUUUAUCUACUUCAGAAUCAAAGAAUGACAAAUUAAUGCUACAAAUAUUGCUAGUGGUUGUACAAUGAUUAUUUGCAUUUCAAACAUUUUUUACAAAGUGUACAUAUGAUUUUUUUACUUAGAAAUAUCAAUUUAAUUUCUUAAUUUAUUUAAUGUAUUAGAGAAAACUAUGAGAAGGCAAUAGAGGGUUAUCCGAGGAAAAUGAGACAUGUGCCGUUAACUUGCCAACAACACGUUCUAGUUGAUAAUGGAAUGCGUCUCUUUUUCUUCAAUAAGCCACAGCAAUGUGCUAAAGGAAAUUGUCUUGGUGGAAGAGUGAAAUAAUUUUUUUGGUAUAUAUCACAUGCCUGUUUGUAAUAAAAUAUUGCUACUACAA